ACAUGACGGUGGAAUUCGCCGAUUCCAGCAUGGCAAGGGAGCCCCAUGGGGAUCAGGACAACAAUGGAGAGAAUCUGCUCGAGAUCGAAGUCAACAACGUCACAAAGGAAGGCCACCCAAAACCAGAUCCUCAACAAUUCAAACUGCUCAAGGUCCUUGGGCAGGGAUCGUUUGGGAAAGUUUUCCUGGUCAAGAAGACCGUGGGACCCGACUCUGGCACUCUGUAUGCGAUGAAAGUUCUCAAGAAAGCCACGCUUAAAGUUCGCGAUCGAGUUCGCACGAAAAUGGAGAGAGAUAUCCUAGCGGAAGUACGACAUCCGUUCGUCGUGCGAUUGCAUUACGCUUUCCAGACGGAAGGAAAACUCUAUCUCAUCCUAGAUUUCUUAAAAGGUGGGGACCUCUUUACUCGUCUAAGCAAAGAGGUCAUGUUCACCGAACAAGACGUGAAAUUCUACCUCGCCGAACUGGCACUUGCCCUGCACCAUUUGCAUUCACUCGGAAUCAUAUACAGAGAUCUCAAACCCGAAAACAUUCUUCUCGAUGCCGACGGUCACAUCAGCCUCACAGACUUUGGUCUGUCCAAAGAAGCACUGCAAGAUGAGAAGGCCUACUCAUUUUGUGGAACCGUGGAGUAUAUGGCCCCAGAGGUCAUAAACCGGAAGGGUCACACCACCGCGGCAGACUGGUGGUCAUACGGAGUUCUGAUGUACGAAAUGCUCACCGGAAGUCUGCCGUUCCAAGCCCAGACGCGCAAGGAGACUAUGUAUCAAAUUCUGAAGGCUAAGCUCAGCAUGCCGCAGUUCAUAUCACAAGAGGCUCAACUUUUGCUGCGAGCGCUCUUCAAGCGGAACCCCGAUAACAGAUUGGGCUCGGGUCCCAAUGGUAUCGUAGACAUAAAAUCCCAUCCAUUCUUCCAUUCGAUCGACUGGGAAGCCUUAUACAAUCGGCAGGUUACCCCACCGUUCAUACCCGCUGUCAACCGAUCGGACAACACUGUCUACUUCGACAAAGAGUUCACUUCAAAAACACCCGAGGAUUCGCCUGGCGUACCGCCAUCUGCGAAUGCACACGAAUUGUUCAAGGGGUUUAGCUUCGUUGCGCAACUCGACCAGGAAGACGUGAAGCCAAAUGGCGAUCCUUCGAAAUGGUAUAACCUAAACUAUAAGGACUCCAUACACAAGGAUUACGAAAUCAAAGAAGAAAUAGGCCGUGGAGCUUUCUCGGUCUGCCGGAGGUGUGUUCAUCGAUCGUCCGGGAAGGAGUAUGCCGUAAAGAUUGUGGAUAAGUAUAAGAAGGACUGCCAAGAAGAGAUUGAGAUCCUCCUGCGGUACGGUCAGCACCCGAAUAUCUUGACCGUGUACGACGUCUAUCACGACAGCGCUUCUGUGUACAUCGUCAUGGAAUUGCUCAAAGGCGGAGAACUGCUCGACCGGAUUCUCUACGAGAAGCAUUUCAGUGAGCGCGAGGCAUGCGCAGUGAUCGAGGUCGUUGCGAAAUCGGUGAAGUUUCUGCAUGACAACGGCGUAGUUCACCGAGACCUCAAGCCCUCGAACAUCAUCUAUUCUGAUUCGUCCGGAGCCCCUGACAGCCUCCGUAUCUGUGAUUUCGGUUUCGCGAAACAGAUGAGAGCAGAAAACGGCCUUCUCAUGACGCCGUGCUACACGGCGAACUUCGUAGCGCCCGAGGUCCUAAAGAAACAGGGCUACGACGAAGCGUGCGACAUCUGGUCGAUGGGCGUGCUAUUAUACACAAUGCUGGCAGGUCAUACUCCGUUCGCUUCCUCGAACGAUUCGCCAGACGACAUCCUGGCCCGUAUCGGGGAGGGUAAAUUCGAUCUCGAAAAAGGCAACUGGGCCAACAUUAGUCCUCCGGCUAAAAACCUUGUGGAACGAAUGCUUCACGUUGAUCCUAAGCAACGAUACAAGGCUGCUGACAUCCUGCAACACCCCUGGAUCUUAUCGAAGAGCUCUUUGCCCACCAGGCAAUUGACACAUAGUCAGGAUGCGCGACAGAUCAAAGCAGCGGUUGAUGCGACCUUUAAGGCAAUAAAUUCUACACAAAAAAGUCCUGUCUUGGAACCUGUGGACGCGUCGAGCCUCGCCCGGCGGAGGAGGAACAACGUGCCCUCACCUCUGAGCAUCAAAAAAGCUUGAGCUCCCGCAAACGUCUAAGCCCUCUCUCUCCCAACUCGUCCCUCCGGCAUGGGUACCGAGGGAAAACUCCUCCUCCUCCUUUUUUCUCUACAAGCCAAACACUGAGGUUUCGCGAGCCUCUGAGUUUCUGGCAUCUGCAGCCAUAUCCGCGACCGGCCAUCCACGAUCUGCCACGACCUCCGCGUGCAGAGGUCGCCUGUGGAAGGAGGUCUUCCCUUGCUGUGAUUGCCACACUAUUUAUUAGUAUUUAAACUCGGAUACCUCGAGUGUCGAGCAUCUUACAGCCUGGACCUAGUGUUCUCGACCGUUUACAACAAUUUUGUAGAAUUUUCGCCAUCGGGACCCGCUUCCUUUGUACAUUCAUUUAGCACGUAAUGAAUUAUGCAUGUUUGAGUCAUCAGGAAGUCGAGACGGCAACGAAAUCGUGCUCCGUUCGACGAGCCGAUGAUUGUUAGAAAGCUUUUGCCUCCCAAUACCGACGCGGUCAAACACAUUCGCUGUAUAUAAACCUCAGUUGUAGAAAGCUGACUGAAGAGGAACGAGCAUUGAAUACCAAACUCGGGAUGAACACCGGCCUGUACAUACAAACAUUCAUCGUAGGGUCAGACCAGUGUACCUGAAAACCUGAUCUGUAAUUUGUGAACGGAAGCCGAACGGCCAAUUGUCUUCAUCGGGCUACGACUGAAUAUACUGUCCUCACGACGAUCCCACUGGUUAAAUCCAACACGGGCAGUAAUCGCGAACCAUUUUCAUAUGAAUGCCCAUCCCCUUUUCAAUCGGAAUCCGUGGCUGAACCGAAGCAGCUCAACCCCUCUCGACUCAAAGCGAUUCUCUCCCAUUCGUCUAUCGGUGAACCGCUCUGUCGAACACGAGAUAUCUAAUUCGCAUCGAUGAACUUCCCUAAUUGUGAGAGUCGAAAAUAUUGCAGUAACCAUUGUUCUGACACUCACUCACUGACUCAUUCAUUCAAAUUUCGACUUCUUAACUUAUUCAGAUGUCUUUCGAAUACUUCGACGCUGAUCUUCCAUGGGAUAUCCGCGGCUGUCGAUUUGCCACUUGAUGAUGAUAACAAUAAUGAUGAUGAUCACCGUUUUACUCUUAGCCUCUGAAUGAUUGUGAAAUUAAAUUCUUCCAAUGUAUCCAAAUGCGAUGAUGAACGAGACGAAGCUCGGAGGCAAGGAGCCGCUGUGCACGCAAUCAAGCCACAGCGUAGGCGAAGUGCCAGCGGCGGAUCCUCAGACGGAAAUUAACUUGUUGAUACCGCUCGAACAGUGCUAAGAUUGUUGUUGGGUUUUGUAGAAAUUCCGGAUGGUGUACAUUCUCGAAUGAUCUUUCCGACCGAUUAACUAGCGGCUACGCCGCUCGAUAUUCAG
Molecule: messenger RNA, 3526 nt
Organism: Galendromus occidentalis (western predatory mite)
Lineage: Eukaryota; Metazoa; Arthropoda; Arachnida; Mesostigmata; Phytoseiidae
Gene: S6kII
Product: Ribosomal protein S6 kinase II
Exons: 12
Coding region: 3-2153 (716 amino acids)
Biological process (GO): intracellular signal transduction; protein phosphorylation
Molecular function (GO): protein serine/threonine kinase activity; magnesium ion binding; ATP binding
Source: RefSeq, a predicted model, not a curated record